This is a messenger RNA of Amaranthus tricolor (Joseph's coat), 309 nucleotides long. RefSeq lists its product as uncharacterized. The coding region runs from base 1 to 309 and encodes 102 amino acids. The transcript has a single exon. The record is from RefSeq and is a predicted model, not a curated record. Lineage: Eukaryota; Viridiplantae; Streptophyta; Magnoliopsida; Caryophyllales; Amaranthaceae.
AUGGAUGGUUUACAAAGAUCAGCUAUUUCUUUUAGAAGGCAAGGAUCAUCUGGUCUAGUAUGGGAUGAUAAACUGAUAUCCGGAGAGCUGAAACCAGAGGAUAAUCAAGAUCAAAAAGAUGAUCAAAAAAUUGAUUUAAGAAGAAGUAAAUCAGACGGUGGAAAUAGGCGGGUAUACCGUACUGUAAAGGUCGAGCAAGCAGAGGAUCCUCCAUCUCCUAGAGUUUCUGGUUGUGGGUUUUGCAGUGUUUUUGGAAAACCUGUUGCUAAAACUGACAAGAAAAAAACUGGUAAGCCGAAGCAUAGAUGA